CUCUCCGGGCCGCAGGGCUGCUUUGAGUCAUGUGACGGGGAGGAAGGAAGAUGGCUGCGGAGGCGCAGGUGGACUUCGCGGCCCUGCAGAGCUUGCUGAAGGCCUCCUCUAAAGAUGUCGUCAGACAGUUGUGUCAGGAGAGCUUUUCCAGCUCAGCUCUUGGCUCCAAGAAACUCCUGGACAUCACCUGUUCCAGUUUGUCAGUGACCCAGGAGGAAGCAGAUCAACUGAUCCGUGCCCUGCACCGCCUCACCAGGCUGGCGGCCUAUCAGGACCUGAGUACUGGGGAGGAGAUUCUUGCUCUCUUCCCUGAAAACUUCCACCAAAACCUCAAAAACCUGUUGACGAAAAUCAUCAUGGAGCACGUGCCUGCGUGGAGGAAGGAGGCCCAAGCCAAUCAAAUCUCCUUGCCUCGACUCGUUGACUUGGACUGGAGAGUAGAUGUCAAGAUGGCGUCCGACAGCAUCACCCGAAUGGCCGUGCCUACCUGCCUGCUCCAGAUGAAGAUCCAGGAGGAUGCCAGCCUGUGUGGAGACAAGCCCGCUAUCUCGGCCGUCACCAUGGAGUUGAGCAAAGAGACGCUGGACACCAUGUUGGAUGGCUUGGGCCGGAUUCGGGACCAGCUCUCGGCUGUGGCCAAUAAGUGAGCCUCGCUCCUGCUGGCGCCCCUGCUGCCCCCAGGGGCCUGGAGAGCCCUGGGGCAUCUUUGCUGGGGGAGAGGGCUAUGGUGCUGACCAGAAGGAAGCUGGACUGUAUGGGGCGCUCAGACCGCUCACCCGAGCUCAUCCUCUCAUCGUUCUUCCUCUUGUUCCCUUUGCUUUCUCCUUCACAUUGAUGACCAAAGGUCUCCCCUCUCCCAGAGGCUCCGGUGCUGGUUGUCAAUAUGGGGGCAGCAGGGAGGGAGGGCACAAGGGCUGCCAGCUUCAGGCCUGUCUCUGGGGCGAUGAGGGACAGGGCUGCAAGGCCGGACCGAGGGGCUCUGGGGCUGGACCGAGGGGCUGUGGGACCGGACCGAGGGGCUCUGGGGCUGGACCGAGGGGCUGCAGGGCUGGACCAUGGGGCUGCGGGGCCGAUCGAGGAGCUUCAGAGCUGGCAGGAUGCAGCUUUGGCCCAGUCUCUUGGGGGGAAUGGAGCUCCAAGUGCCUCACACCCCCCUCCAUUUCAGCUCCAGAGUGGGCUGCAGUUGACCUUGGGUGAGCGGGACCCUUGGGCCACACGGGGCCCUGCAGGCUGAGCCUGGAGCAGAGUCUCUGUGGCCAGGCAGCCUCAGAAGUGCUGCUGGAGGCAGGGGGUGAGCUUGGGGCUCUCCUCUGUGCUCAGAGCAGGCUGGCUCUGUUGGUCCUGAAGGCCAUUGGGAAUAAAUGUCAGUGCUGAAAGCUGU
Messenger RNA from Sarcophilus harrisii (Tasmanian devil), 1381 nucleotides. RefSeq names its product COMM domain containing 9 (gene COMMD9). The coding region runs from base 51 to 647 and encodes 198 amino acids. The transcript has 6 exons. The record is from RefSeq and is a predicted model, not a curated record. Lineage: Eukaryota; Metazoa; Chordata; Mammalia; Dasyuromorphia; Dasyuridae.